Miniopterus natalensis is the source of this 2174-nucleotide messenger RNA. The record is from RefSeq and is a predicted model, not a curated record. Lineage: Eukaryota; Metazoa; Chordata; Mammalia; Chiroptera; Miniopteridae.
UCUUGUCUCCUCUCUUCCUUGUGUCUUCUCCUGUGUUGACUUCCAGAGAGUAUGCAGGUAUUCCUGAUAUUCCUGACUGCAGCUGCUCUAUCUGUCGAGGGAGAAGAGGAGCAGGGACAUUCUGAAAACUGAUCAUCCAGGUCUUGCAUGAGUGAAAGCAAGAAAGGACUUUAGCAGCUGCAGCUUUCUGAGUUUAUUAAUACCGUUACCUCUAAACUAACAUUUAAUUUAUCAGCCCUUAUCCCUUUUAGCCCAUAACCCUUCAGUACAAAUGCCUAUGCCUUCUAGGGCAUUAAGCUAGUUUUGUUUUAAUUUUUUUUUUCCAAUUCAGUAAGGCUUUUCCUUUUUAUUUUCCUGUCGGUUGUUUGAAAACAAAUUCAGUAUGAAUAAGAGAGGGAAAUAUACAACAUUGAAUUUGGAGGAGAAAAUGAAGGUUCUAAGUAGGAUUGAAGCUGGACAAUCUCUUAAAAAUGUAAUGGAUGAAUUUGGAAUCAGUAAAUCAACAUUUUAUGACAUUAAAAGGAAUAAGAAAUUGAUUUUGGACUUUGUACUGAAGCAGGAUAUGCCAUUAGUCGGGGCUGAGAAGAGAAAGAGGACAACAGGAGCCAAAUAUGGUGAUGUGGACGAUGCCGUCUACAUGUGGUAUCAACAGAAACGCUCAGCUGGUGAACCUGUUAGAGGUGUAGAGCUUCAGGCUGCUGCAGAGAGAUUUGCACAGUGUUUUGGGCAAACAGACUUCAAAGCUAGUACUGGUUGGCUUUUUAGAUUUCGAAAUAGGCAUGCAAUUGGGGACCAAAAGGUAUGUACGGAACAAGUCUUAAGUUCAGUUUCAGAAAAUGAGGCAUUUCGACAGAAACUGUCCAUGCUUAUCAAAGAGGAGAAACUGUGUCUAGCUCAACUAUAUAGUGGGGAUGAGACUGACCUCUUUUGGAAAUCAGUGCAAGAAAACACUCAGGCAAGUAGAAAAGAUAUCUGCCUGCCUGGAAGGAAAAUACACAAAGAACAGUUAUCUGCUCUCUUAUGUGCAAAUGCAGAUGGAACUCAUAAGUUAAAGUCUAUCAUUAUUGGAAAAUCAAAGCUGCCCAAAAAUGUGAAAGAGGACACAAGUACGUUACCUGUUAUAUAUAAACCUAGUAAAGAUGUUUGGUUCACCAGAGAAUUAUUUACAGAAUGGUUCUUCCAAAAUUUUGUUCCUGAGGUCAGGCAUUUUCAACUUAAUGUUCUAAGAUUCCAUGAAGAGGAUGUCAGGGCCUUGUUACUUCUGGACAAUUCCCCAGUUCACCCUUCUGCUGAAUCACUAACUAGUGAGGAUGGUCGAAUAAAGUGCAUGUUCUUUCCCCACACUUCAACCUUGAUUCAACCAAUGAAUCAAGGUGUGAUCUUAAGCUGCAAACAACUUUAUAGGUGGAAGCAACUUGAAGAGAGUCUUGUAAUUUUUGAAGAAAGUGAUGAUGAGCAAGAUAAAGGAGAAAAAGGAGUUUCCAAGAUUAAAAUCUACAAUAUAAAAAGUGCAGUUUUUAAUUGGGCAAACAGUUGGGGUGAAGUAAAACAAACCACCAUAGCAAAUGCAUGGGAAAAUCUUCUUUAUAGAAAGGAACCUGAAUAUGAUCUUCAAAGAUUAGAAAAUAAGGAUUAUAGACAAAGUCUUAAGAAAUGUGGGAAAUCUGAAACCAAGCUGGAUUGUGAUAGGGUGUGGUUAAAUGGGGGUGAUGAAGAAAAGGGUAGUCCCCCAAAAUCAAAAGGUGGGAUUAUAAAGGAAGUUGUUCAAAAAGGAGGAGGAGCUCAAGAGCAGAAUGCCGAAUUUAAGUUAUCUGCUGUAAGAAAGAGUUUGGACUACCUUCUUGACUUUGUUGAUGCCACACCUGAGUUUCAAAAGUUCCAUUUCACACUGAAAGAGAUGCAACAAGAAAUAAUCAAGAAACAGUUCCAGAGUAGAGUCCAUUCUAGAAUUGGUAGCUUUUUGAAACCGAGGCUUCAUAAUAUUAAGGAUUCUUUCAGUAUGCCUUCGACUUCUGGUUCUAGUAAUUAGGUUUUGUGUUUAAAGAUUUCUGAAGUUAUAUGAUAAUACAUGAUGUAGACCUAUUGUGGAUUGUCACUGUUUUUAUCAGCUGACCUCAUUUUGCAUAUCAAUGUCCAUUUAUAUAUUGUUUAUAAAAUACACAAUUUGAAAAAUG